UCAUUGGCCCGUGGAGCCUUGCCUGACCACGCCUCCAUUCCAGCCCCCUGGCUGGGAGGGCAGGCGCUUGCUUUUGAUUGGCUGGCAGGCCUGCCUCUCGCGGGAGCAGCUGCCUGCUCCUUUCCCUCCCUCUCCCUCCUCCCGCGGGGCCUCGGGGUUCCUCAGCUGGCGGCGUUGAGUCAGUGUCAGUCAGGGAGGUGGACAGUCGGGCGCCGGGCGCGGACGCUCCAGUGCGGUCUCGCUCGGGGGGCCGGUGCCUGCGCUCGCGCCGCCGCCGGGUGGGAAGGAUGAAGCUGCGGCUGGAGCGGCCGCCCUAUGAUUGGCUGUGGAGCUUGUGAACCCGAAGUAAAGAUGGCGGGCGGGCAGGCAGCCGCCGCACUGCCCGCUUGGAAGAUGGCGGCGCGCCGCAGCCUGGGCACCCGCGGCCGGGGGGUCCUGCGGCCGGCGGCGGCCCGGCUGCUGCCGCUGCUGCUGCUGAGCUGCUGCUGCGGCGCGGGCGGGUGCGCGGCGGCGGGCGAGAACGAGGAGACGGUGAUCAUCGGGCUGCGGCUGGAGGACACGAACGACGUGUCGUUCAUGGAAGGGGGGGCGCUGCGGGUGAGCGAGCGGACCCGGGUCAAGCUGCGGGUGUACGGGCAGAACAUCAACAACGAGACGUGGUCCCGCAUCGCCUUCACGGAGCACGAGCGGCGGCGGCACACGCCGGGCGAACGCGGGCUGGGGGGUCCCGCGCCGCCGGAGCCGGACAGCGGCCCCCAGCGCUGCGGCAUCCGCACCUCAGACAUCAUCAUCCUGCCGCACAUCAUCCUGAACCGCCGCACCUCGGGCAUCAUCGAGAUCGAGAUCAAACCGCUGCGCAAGAUGGAGAAGAGCAAGUCCUAUUACCUGUGCACGUCCCUUUCCACACCGGCCCUGGGAGCCGGCGGCCCGGGCUCCGCCAGCGGGGCCGUCGGGGCUAAGGGCGGCGCGGGGGUGGCCGGGCUGCCGCCGCCCCCGUGGGCCGAGACCACCUGGAUUUACCACGACGGCGAGGACACGAAGAUGAUCGUGGGCGAGGAGAAGAAGUUCCUGCUGCCCUUCUGGCUGCAGGUGAUCUUCAUUUCGCUGCUGCUGUGCCUGUCGGGCAUGUUCAGCGGCCUCAACCUGGGGCUCAUGGCUCUGGACCCGAUGGAGCUGCGCAUCGUGCAGAACUGCGGCACCGAGAAGGAGAAGAAUUAUGCCAAGCGCAUCGAGCCCGUGCGCAGGCAGGGCAACUACCUGCUGUGCUCCUUGCUGCUGGGCAACGUGCUGGUCAACACCACGCUCACCAUCCUGCUCGACGACAUCGCCGGCUCAGGCCUGGUGGCGGUGGUGGUCUCCACCAUCGGUAUUGUCAUUUUUGGGGAGAUCGUACCCCAAGCCAUCUGCUCCCGCCACGGCCUGGCGGUAGGGGCCAACACUAUCUUUCUCACCAAGUUCUUCAUGAUGAUGACCUUCCCGGCUUCUUACCCGGUCAGCAAGCUGCUGGACUGCGUCCUGGGUCAGGAGAUAGGCACAGUGUAUAACCGGGAAAAGCUGUUGGAGAUGCUCCGGGUCACUGACCCUUACAACGACCUCGUGAAGGAGGAGCUGAACAUCAUCCAAGGGGCGCUGGAACUGCGCACCAAGACGGUGGAGGACGUGAUGACGCCUCUCCGGGACUGCUUCAUGAUCACCGGCGAGGCCAUUCUGGACUUCAACACCAUGUCGGAGAUCAUGGAGAGCGGCUACACUCGCAUUCCGGUGUUUGAGGGAGAGCGCUCCAACAUCGUGGACCUGCUCUUUGUCAAAGACUUGGCCUUCGUGGAUCCAGAUGACUGUACUCCCUUGAAAACCAUCACCAAAUUUUAUAACCACCCCUUGCACUUUGUUUUCAAUGACACCAAGUUGGACGCUAUGCUGGAAGAAUUUAAGAAAGGUAAAUCUCAUCUGGCCAUUGUGCAGCGGGUAAACAAUGAAGGAGAAGGAGACCCAUUUUAUGAAGUUCUGGGAAUUGUCACCUUAGAAGAUGUGAUUGAAGAAAUCAUCAAAUCUGAGAUCCUAGAUGAAACAGAUUUAUACACUGAUAAUAGAACGAAAAAGAAAGUGGCUCAUCGUGAAAGAAAACAGGAUUUUUCUGCCUUUAAGCAGACAGACAGUGAGAUGAAGGUUAAAAUAUCACCGCAGCUUCUCCUGGCCAUGCAUCGUUUCCUAGCAACAGAAGUAGAAGCAUUUAGCCCAUCCCAGAUGUCAGAGAAGAUCCUUCUAAGGCUGCUAAAGCACCCCAAUGUCAUCCAGGAACUGAAGUAUGAUGAGAAGAACAAGAAAGCCCCAGAGUACUACCUCUACCAGCGAAACAAACCUGUAGACUACUUCGUUCUCAUUCUGCAGGGAAAAGUGGAAGUAGAAGCUGGGAAAGAAGGUAUGAAGUUUGAAGCGAGUGCUUUUUCAUACUAUGGUGUAAUGGCCCUCACAGCCUCUCCAGUUCCUUUGUCCCUGUCUCGUACCUUUGUUGUCAGCAGAGCAGAGUUGUUAGCCGCAGGCUCUCCAGGUGAAAAUAAGUCCCCUCCUCGCCCGUGUGGCCUGAAUCACUCAGACUCUCUGAGUCGAAGUGACCGGAUCGACGCGAUGCCCCCCUCGCUGGGGAGCAGCAAUAACCAGCUCAACUCUUCCUUCCUGCAAGUCUACAUCCCCGACUACUCGGUGCGGGCCCUUUCUGACUUGCAGUUUGUCAAGAUCUCCAGGCAGCAAUACCAAAAUGCCUUGAUGGCAUCCCGGAUGGACAAAACUCCUCAGUCUUCAGACAGUGAAAACACUAAAAUUGAAUUGACUCUUACGGAGCUGCAUGACGGGUUGCCAGAUGAGACAGCCAACUUGCUCAAUGAACAGAACUGUGUGACUCACAGCAAGCCCAACCACAGCCUGCACAAUGAGGGUGCCAUCUAGGGGUGCCCUGAGGGCCCUCCCCACCCAUCCCCCCCCCCCCCCCCGUGGAGGCCCGGCCUCUGCCCCACCACAACUUCCAUCCGUGCGAACUUGUCUGCCAUGCUGCGUCCGGCACCAUUCUGAGACCAAAGACUUUGCUCCCUUCCUGGAGGCCUCGGCGGAGGACAGCACCGGGAGGGAUGGAAACUAGAAGUGUGACACCGAUGGUUCGGUCAUGGCAUUCAAGAGUCUGGAGACAAACUUCUUCCGCCCAAAUAGAAUCAUGUUUAUUUUUUCAGCUGUACCUUUUAUCAUUACUCUCCUCCCUCAAUUUGCAUGAAGGUGAAAAUCGUGGCGAUUUAUUUUUUCAAGAGAUCGUGUUUUUUAAAAGUGUCUUUUUUGCAGAGUUUCAGGUUGUUCUGGUUGAACUCUGCUGUGACCCUAUGAUAUGACCCUAACAGGAUGGACUUGUCCCCUCCAGUGGCCUUCCUUGGCCCUCCCCAGAAGGGACAGCCUUCUUCUGGGCCCCCGUGGGUGUCGCUGUGGAACUUGAUG
Dipodomys spectabilis (banner-tailed kangaroo rat) is the source of this 3477-nucleotide messenger RNA. It is a transcript of the gene Cnnm2, whose product is annotated as cyclin and CBS domain divalent metal cation transport mediator 2. Gene Ontology annotation, cellular component: plasma membrane. Lineage: Eukaryota; Metazoa; Chordata; Mammalia; Rodentia; Heteromyidae. Gene Ontology annotation, molecular function: magnesium ion transmembrane transporter activity. The coding region runs from base 316 to 2943 and encodes 875 amino acids. The transcript has 8 exons. The record is from RefSeq and is a predicted model, not a curated record. Gene Ontology annotation, biological process: magnesium ion homeostasis; transport.